AUGAAUGCUUCAUUACUUUUUCUGGGGACUGGUACAAAAGAAGGAACUCCAAACUUAGGACAUACUAUUAAGAAUAUUGAAUAUGAACAUUUGAAUAAAGGUGAAUAUUGCUCUGUAUGUUCAAAAUGUAUUGAAACAUUGAUAAGAUCAAAUGAAACUUCGGCUGAAUAUAAUAAAAAUAUCCGAAAUUCAUAUUCUGCUCUACUAUCAAUUAAAUCAAAUAAAAGUAGUGAAGUUACUAUUUUGUUUGAAAUUAGUGCGGAAAUUCGGAAAUCUAUAAUUCAAUGUGCCUCGAAAUUUUUAAAAAAGGUAGACAUCAUCUUGACUAUGCACUCUACUGAGGAAUCAAUAGGAGGGAUUGAUGAAGUUCGUGAAAUUCAAAAUUUUGAACAUUUUAUAGAUGAAAAUGGAAAUGUUUCUUACUACCCAAAGAAACCGAUACCACUGUAUCUAUCAAUAUCAGCAUUUAUUAAUUUAUCUAAUUGGUACAACUACAUGAUCCUUUAUUCACUUAAAAUUAAACCUCCAUUUAAAACAAAAGUUGGAACCAUGAAUAUUUCAGUAUUUGAUCCACAUAAUCCUGGAGUCACUACUACUUUUAAAUCUAUAAAUGAAGCUAAUAAAUAUGUCGAGAUACAUAGAUAUACAAAUUUUGAAGAUAACUUGGAUUUCUCCCCUGUUCCAUUUAAAUACGACAGCAUUAAUAUUACAGCUUUAUACUUUAAAGGAAAUAAUAAUGAAUUAAAUAUGGGGUAUGUUAUACAAGAUGAAGUCUCAAAAAAUCCAAUUUUGUGCAUUUUACCAAAUUUUUCAAUUAUACCUCAAAAAACAUUUCAGUAUCUUAUAAAUUUACCAUGUAUCCAAAUUCUUGUGGUACCACUUUUACAAAGUCAUAUUAAAUCUGAAGGUGCAUAUAACAUACCAGAGUUAAUAAAAUUUUGCUUAAAAAUAAGUUGUAGAAAUGUUUACUUAACAAGUAUUACAUGCGGUAUUGAUCACACUCUUUUAGGCGAUUAUAUACGAGAUCAAGUUUUAUCUCUAAGUAAAUAUAACGUAAAUGUUCCUCAAUUUCAUGUUACUUAUGACUCCUUAUUUCUAAAGGUAUAA
Cryptosporidium muris RN66 is the source of this 1107-nucleotide messenger RNA. RefSeq lists its product as uncharacterized. Lineage: Eukaryota; Apicomplexa; Conoidasida; Eucoccidiorida; Cryptosporidiidae. The coding region runs from base 1 to 1107 and encodes 368 amino acids. The transcript has a single exon. The record is from RefSeq and is a predicted model, not a curated record.